Carassius carassius (crucian carp) is the source of this 1897-nucleotide messenger RNA. RefSeq names its product circularly permutated Ras protein 1-like. The record is from RefSeq and is a predicted model, not a curated record. Gene Ontology annotation, molecular function: SNARE binding; zinc ion binding. Gene Ontology annotation, cellular component: endoplasmic reticulum exit site; COPII vesicle coat. Gene Ontology annotation, biological process: endoplasmic reticulum to Golgi vesicle-mediated transport; intracellular protein transport; COPII-coated vesicle cargo loading. The transcript has 16 exons. Lineage: Eukaryota; Metazoa; Chordata; Actinopteri; Cypriniformes; Cyprinidae. The coding region runs from base 158 to 1750 and encodes 530 amino acids.
UUUUUUAGGUCGUGCACCAACAGUUUCUUGACUUCCUGUUUCAUCAGGCACACAGUCAGCAUGCACAGUAGGUGUGUGGAGAGCAGGACCUUAAUGUUAUUGGCUUUCUACGCAAGCUAAAAGUCAGACACUUUAUUUUGAGCUACCAUCACCAGAGAUGGAGUUUGCUUGCAGUCAUGUUGUGUGUAACUGGAGGUCGGAGAGCUUAUCAGAAGAUGAAGCUAAAGUCUCAAAUCAAGGUUGUUCCUCCACGCUUCCCUGUGGUCUAUCCAGAGCUCAGUCCGAUCAUCCUUACGACAACCGCGUUACCUUUGUUCAGAAACCAGCUCCAUCAAUGGCUCCACCACCUGUUCCUCCCCGUAGCAUAGAAAGGAGAGGCACUCUGUUUAGAGCUCUUCCACCCCCACCUUUACCGCCGAGAGUUCUGAAUAAUAUUGGAGAGACUCACCUUAAAGCUAAUGUAAAUGUGGUGUCGCUAAAAGUGGGAAGCCUUGUGGACAUUAGUAAAGCAUCUGCUAUACAGUGCAGCCAAAAACCAGUGCAUUGUGGGAAAUGCAGUGCUGUCAUGUCCUCAGCAAGCAGUCCAGAGACACACCAUAAAACAAUAAUAUGGAGGUGUGAGUUUUGUGGAAAGGAGAACGUUUACCCUCAGACUACACUGAAGGGAGGCCGGUUUUCUUUGCGCAGUCCUUCAGGCAGGGAUAUACUGUACAUGGACGACGAUGAGGACACAGAGUAUGAGAAUCUAGAUGACAUGCUUAUUGUCCUGUGUGUGGACAUUUCCGGAAGUAUGAGCGUCACUUCUGAGAUCUCUCCUGGUAACGCCAUGCGAUCACCCACUUAUGUUUCACGACUGCAGGGAGUCCAAGAAGCUCUUCAGAUGGUGCUGUCCACCCUGCAGAAAACCUCAUCUCACCGAAGAGUGGCACUGGUGACAUUUAACAAUGAGGUGACAGUAUAUGGGGAUGGUACAAAGGUUCCUCUGACUCUGAGAGACUGGGCACUGGUGGACUAUGACUAUGUGAAGAAGGCGGGCGAGAACUACAGCACCCCUCACUGCAUCGCAGAGACCAUCCAACCUCUCACCCAGAAAAUCAAAGAACUCAGAGAACAUGGAGCCACAGCCCUGGGACCUGCUGCCCUCGUCUCUGUUGCCAUGGCAUCUCAGUUCACAGGGUCAAAAGUUAUAAUUUGCACAGAUGGUCAGGCCAACAUAGGCCUAGGCCAUUUAGAUCAGGAGUUUUCUCAUUGCCCCACCCCCUCACCUUAUUUCUACAAUCGGUUAGCCCAUUAUGCUGCUGAAAAGGGUGUGAUAGUGUCUGUGAUGACCUUUGAAGGAGAGGACUGUCGUUUGGCAGAGGUUGGGAGAUUGGCUGAUCACACAGGAGGCCGAAUAAAUAUUGUUAAUGUUGGUACAGUUGCCACAGAGAUCCAGAGCGCUAUAGCUGACAAUGUCCUAGCAACUAGUGUCAUGGCAACACUGCUGACACCAGAUGGCAUGUACUUCCCCUAUGAGGAGGAUAAUCAUCAGUUAGUACGAGAGAUUGGCAAUGUAACAGAUGGUGUUGAGAUCACCUUCCAGUUUGCAGUCAGACCAGAAAAAGUUGAAAGUUUCCAACAACGGGACCGGGUCCCUUUUCAAUUGCAGCUGAGUUUCAAGACUCGAGAUUUGCAGAAAGUGACGAGAGUCAUCACUCAACAGAAACGAGUCACCACUAGCAGGCAAACCACUCGAAAUAUUACACAAUAACAGCAAACAUACAGCUCUUGACACAUAUCACUUUAUAGUCUUGCCAUAAACUACAUGGUGAUUUAUAGUCAGCUGUUUCACAUCCAAAAUAUCUGCAGAAAUUUUAAUUGUAGACAUAGAAGGAAAAUGAUAUAUAUACAUACAUAU